GGGCCGGGCCGCAGGAGGUCCGGUCCCUCGGCGCAGCCGGACGCGAUCGCCGCCGUCACCGGGAGCCGCCGCCCCGCCCGCCGGGACCGCCGGUCUCCCGAGCUGGCCAGGAUGGCGCAGUGGAACCAGCUGCAGCAGCUCGACACGCGCUACCUGGAGCAGCUCCACCAGCUCUACAGCGACAGCUUCCCCAUGGAGCUCCGGCAGUUCCUGGCCCCCUGGAUUGAAAGCCAGGACUGGGCCUAUGCUGCCAGCAAGGAGUCUCACGCCACGCUGGUGUUCCACAACCUGCUGGGGGAGAUUGACCAGCAGUACAGCCGCUUCCUGCAGGAGUCCAACGUCCUCUACCAGCACAACCUGCGCCGCAUCAAGCAGUUCCUGCAGAGCAGAUACCUGGAGAAGCCAAUGGAGAUCGCCCGCAUCGUGGCUCGCUGCCUCUGGGAAGAGUCCCGGCUCCUCCAGACAGCUGCUACUGCAGCCCAGCAAGGGGGACAGGCAACACAUCCCACAGCAGCUGUGGUGACAGAGAAGCAGCAGAUGCUGGAGCAGCACCUGCAGGAUGUCAGGAAGAGGGUGCAGGAUUUGGAGCAGAAGAUGAAAGUGGUGGAGAAUCUCCAGGAUGACUUUGAUUUUAACUACAAGACUUUGAAAAGCCAAGGAGACAUGCAGGACCUGAACGGGAACAACCAGUCAGUGACCAGGCAGAAGAUGCAGCAGCUGGAGCAAAUGCUGACAGCACUGGACCAGAUGCGCAGGGGCAUAGUGAGUGAGCUGGCUGGGCUGCUCUCAGCCAUGGAGUAUGUGCAGAAGAUGCUGGCAGAUGAGGAACUGGCAGACUGGAAGAGGAGACAGCAGAUUGCCUGCAUUGGUGGCCCACCCAAUAUCUGCCUGGACAGGCUUGAGAACUGGAUAACUUCCCUUGCUGAAUCACAGCUACAGACCCGGCAGCAGAUCAAGAAGUUGGAAGAGCUGCAGCAGAAAGUGUCCUACAAGGGUGACCCAAUUGUCCAGCACCGGCCCAUGCUGGAGGAGCGCAUCGUGGAGCUGUUCAGGAACCUGAUGAAAAGUGCUUUUGUGGUGGAGAGGCAGCCCUGCAUGCCCAUGCACCCUGACAGGCCCCUGGUCAUCAAGACAGGUGUGCAGUUCACCACCAAAGUCAGGUUGUUGGUCAAGUUCCCAGAGCUGAACUAUCAGCUGAAAAUCAAAGUCUGCAUUGACAAGGACUCUGGGGACGUUGCUGCCCUUCGUGGGUCCCGCAAGUUUAACAUCCUGGGGACCAACACCAAGGUGAUGAACAUGGAGGAGUCAAACAAUGGCAGCCUCUCAGCAGAGUUCAAGCACCUGACCCUGAGGGAGCAGCGCUGUGGGAACGGAGGCCGAGCCAACUGUGAUGCCUCGCUGAUAGUCACUGAGGAGCUGCACCUCAUCACUUUUGAGACAGAGGUGUAUCACCAGGGGCUGAAGAUCGACCUGGAGACCCACUCGCUGCCUGUGGUGGUCAUCUCCAACAUCUGCCAGAUGCCCAACGCCUGGGCAUCCAUCCUGUGGUACAACAUGCUGACCAACAACCCCAAGAACGUGAACUUCUUCACCAAGCCCCCCAUUGGCACCUGGGACCAGGUGGCAGAGGUGCUGAGCUGGCAGUUCUCCUCCACCACCAAGCGCGGGCUCAGCAUCGAGCAGCUCACCACGCUGGCAGAGAAACUGCUGGGACCAGGUGUGAAUUACUCUGGCUGUCAGAUCACCUGGGCCAAGUUCUGCAAGGAGAACAUGGCUGGCAAAGGCUUCUCUUUCUGGGUCUGGCUGGACAACAUCAUUGACUUGGUGAAGAAGUACAUCCUGGCACUGUGGAACGAAGGGUACAUCAUGGGCUUCAUCAGCAAGGAGCGGGAGCGAGCCAUCCUGAGCACCAAGCCCCCAGGGACCUUCCUGCUGCGCUUCAGUGAGAGCAGCAAGGAGGGUGGCAUCACCUUCACCUGGGUGGAGAAGGACAUCAGUGGAAAGACACAGAUCCAGUCGGUGGAGCCUUACACCAAGCAGCAGCUCAACAACAUGUCCUUUGCUGAGAUCAUCAUGGGCUACAAGAUCAUGGAUGCCACCAACAUCCUGGUGUCCCCUCUGGUGUACCUGUACCCAGACAUCCCCAAGGAGGAGGCAUUUGGGAAGUACUGCCGCUCUGAGAGCCAGGAGCACUCGGAAGCCACGGACUCAGGUAGUGCUGCUCCAUACCUGAAGACCAAGUUCAUCUGUGUCACCCCCACCUCCUUCAGCAACACCAUCGACCUGCCCAUGUCCCCGCGCACGCUGGACUCGCUCAUGCAGUUCGGCACCGGCGGCGAGGGCGCGGAGAGCAACGCAGGGGGGCAGUUUGAGUCGCUGACCUUCGACAUGGAGCUGACCCCAGAGUGCGCGUCCUCGCCCAUGUGAGGGGCUGCGGCUCAGCCUUCCCACCUCCAGAGCCUCCCCUGGAUUUGUCCCACUCGGCUGCAGCUGCUCCAGGAACUGCUGGGGUCCCUGCAUGGGUCAGGUCCUCACCUAACCCAGCCCCUCUCUGGAGUGGUGCAGCUCAUCUCUGGGGGAGGGGGAUGAACCUUUUUCUAUUUCCUUCCAUAACAGUUUUCUAUUAUUUUUGCUCAUUCAAGUGCC
Molecule: messenger RNA, 2646 nt
Organism: Zonotrichia leucophrys gambelii
Lineage: Eukaryota; Metazoa; Chordata; Aves; Passeriformes; Passerellidae
Gene: STAT3
Product: signal transducer and activator of transcription 3
Exons: 24
Coding region: 112-2427 (771 amino acids)
Biological process (GO): defense response; response to peptide hormone; regulation of cell population proliferation
Molecular function (GO): RNA polymerase II cis-regulatory region sequence-specific DNA binding; DNA-binding transcription factor activity, RNA polymerase II-specific
Source: RefSeq, a predicted model, not a curated record